Messenger RNA from Cololabis saira (Pacific saury), 1172 nucleotides. Its product is annotated as protein lifeguard 1. The coding region runs from base 187 to 1068 and encodes 293 amino acids. The record is from RefSeq and is a predicted model, not a curated record. The transcript is spliced from 5 exons. Gene Ontology annotation, cellular component: Golgi apparatus; endoplasmic reticulum; membrane. Lineage: Eukaryota; Metazoa; Chordata; Actinopteri; Beloniformes; Belonidae. Gene Ontology annotation, biological process: negative regulation of apoptotic signaling pathway.
UUUCACACGCUAAAUUAAGAUUCAUCAUAAAUCUUUAAAAACUACACGAAAUGAGACAAUUCUGGUCUUCACACAAUUACUGCUGAGUUAAACUAAAAAUCCUCAACCCCAGCUCAAAUCUUACUUCCUUAAUUCUACUCCACCCUUGAGUAAUUUGUUCUCGUCUAUUCUCCAGUUUCAAUCACAAUGUCUGAUACCACAAGCUCCCCAUCCAAACCAACCCCAGGUGCUCCGGGCAAUGAUGCGUCCUCUCCGCCGCCGUAUUCCUACCAAGGGGAAGAUCCUCCACCCUACGAUGGCCCAGCUACCUACAACCUACCCAAAGCCGAGCCUGCCUGCAUCAGCCACCCCACUACUCAAUAUGAGUCUUUCUGUGACAUAAACCCACCAGAAACGACUCCAUUUAUAUCCUCCUCGUCUUUUGAUGACAAGACAGUGAGGCGAGGCUUUGUAAGAAAGGUGUUCUCUAUCCUGACUCUGCAGCUGCUGUUCACCUUCAGCGUGGUGUGUGUGUUCACCUUCUCCAGCGAGGUCAAAGAGGCUGUGCAGAACAACCUGUGGGCCUAUCUCAGCUCCUUCAUUGUUUUCGCCGUGGUGGCCCUCGCCCUUAGCUGCUGCAAGUCCUUCAGCCGCCGCCACCCCUGGAACAUCGUAGGAUUGAUUGUCGUCACCCUGAGUUUGUCAUACAUGGUGGGGACCAUCGCCUCCUUCCAUAACACCAAAGCGGUGGUCGUCACUAUGGCAGUGACGCUGGUGAUUUCUGUUGCCAUCAUCGCUUUCUCUGCACAGACUCGUUAUGAUUUUACCAUUUGCUACGGCUUGCUGUUGAUUGUGGCUUUGGACUUCGUCAUGUUUGGAUUCUUCUGCACCUUCUACUACUCCUACAUUACGGAUGUUGCCUAUGGAUGUCUGGGAGCUCUGCUCUACUCUUUGUUCCUGAUGGUGGACUGUCAGCUGAUGAUGGGGACCAUGAGCUACCGUCUGGAUCCAGAGGAAUACAUCAAUGCCGCUCUCACUUUAUACCUGGACAUCGUGCUCAUCUUCCUCUACCUGCUGGGGAGGAGGUGAAACCGCAUACACAACACACACAAACCCUCCCACUAGGACACUCCAAUCUGUAAUUAAAACCUGCUCUAUAAUUAUGUAAAUAAUCUAAACGUGACGACAAUAAA